This is a messenger RNA of Prunus dulcis (almond), 843 nucleotides long. RefSeq lists its product as uncharacterized. The record is from RefSeq and is a predicted model, not a curated record. NCBI's taxonomy places the organism in Eukaryota, Viridiplantae, Streptophyta, Magnoliopsida, Rosales, Rosaceae. The coding region runs from base 1 to 843 and encodes 280 amino acids. The transcript has 5 exons.
AUGAAGUUGACAUCACUUGAUAUCCAUAGGGACAUUUCAAGUGCUAUUUCAACUGAAAUUAUCAAUACAAUCAUCAGGGAUAUUGGUGAUUCAUUAUUUGCCAUUCUUGUUGAUAAAUCAUGUGACAUGUCUUCAAAGGAGUACAUGGAAAUUGUGCUAUGUUAUGUGGAUAAAGAUACUAAAUCUUCCUCACUCAAGUUAGCCGUUGAUGAUUUCUUUUCGAGACAUGGAUUAAUCAUCUCUAGAUUGCGAGGGCAAGGUUAUGAUGGCGCAAGUAAUAUGAGAGUGAAUGUUGUGGGUGCAUCCGCUAAGCGCCGUGAUAUGUUGAGAGAAAAGCAUGCUGAUGCAAUUUUUGAAGCACUCAAUAAUAAUGAGCUCUUAAAUGUGCUUAAGAUUGUAAGAACAUAUGGAUCAGGUUACGAACAAAAAUUUGAAGCAAAGCUUCGAGAGUUAAAUGACCGGUUCAAUGAGAAGAAUACUGAAUUACUUUGUAUGGCAUGCUUAAGUCCAAGUAAUUCAUUCUCUGCUUUUGAUAAAGCAAAGUUGAUGCGACUUGCCCAAUUUUAUCCAAGUGAUUUUCCUGAGCAUGACAUCAAAUUACUUGAGAAUUACAUUUGGGACAUGAGCUCUAACAAUAAAUUUACAGAAUUGAAAGGGAUUACUGAUCUUGCACAAAAGAUGGUUGAGACAAAAAAAGGAUCAGAUCUACCCUUUAGUGUACUUGCUUCUGACACUAGCGUUAAUCCUACCUGUUGCGACCGCAAGUGUAGAACGAGUGUUUUCUACUAUGAAUAUUGUGAAGAAUCGGUUACGCAAUUGAAUGGGGGAUUUGUGGAUGAAUGA